Ruditapes philippinarum (Manila clam) is the source of this 6751-nucleotide messenger RNA. RefSeq names its product folliculin-interacting protein 2-like. Lineage: Eukaryota; Metazoa; Mollusca; Bivalvia; Venerida; Veneridae. Gene Ontology annotation, cellular component: cytoplasm. The coding region runs from base 217 to 3564 and encodes 1115 amino acids. Gene Ontology annotation, molecular function: protein-folding chaperone binding; ATPase inhibitor activity. The transcript is spliced from 19 exons. The record is from RefSeq and is a predicted model, not a curated record.
UACACGUAUCUGAAAUUCAUAGCGUAUUUAGAGCUAGCGAUGUCAGUUUAAAUGAAAUAUCGCAAUUUGAGUUUGUUUACAAUUUGUGUCACGCAUGACUGGAAAGGGCGCAGGAUAACCAUGUGACUUGAUUCAAUAGGUGACUUGUCAAUAUGAAUGAUAACAUUUGCAUUGAGAUGCUGAAGGAAAUGAAAUUGUUGAUCUUUUUAUAAGAAAAUGAAAAUGCCAGUUAUUAACGGAAUAGUGUUUCCAGUGAAUUAUUAUACCUCUUUAAAAGGAAAAUUUUUGCAUUCUGAUGCUCAUGUAAAAAGUUGGAAAAAGCCACAGUUUGAUGAAAAGUCAGUACGCUUAGUGUUGUUUCGUGAUAGUGAUGGAAGGGGUAGAGAAAUCAUCUUUGAUUCCAAAUGUGUUAAGGAAGAAGAAAAGAGUUGUAGAUGGGGUAAAUGUCGUCCAGGACAGAAACUCAAUUCAGUAGCAGAAGGACAAGUGCCAAAAAAUGUCACAAAUCAGAAAUUUCAUAAUUAUCAGCCCACCAAAACUGGUGCAGAUGCCAAAAAAUUUGAAGAGGUCAUGUUUGGUGCUGAGGGCGUGGCCUAUCGUGGGACCUCCCUCAAAGUUCAUGUUGUCAGGUCUCCACCAGAGCUUAUUCUAACAAAAGUUUUUAUUCCUGAGAAACCAAAGAGGCUGUCAGUUGCGGAUGAAGAUUCAUUAACCUUUUCAAGUGCUCCUGACCUUACUGCACCAAGAACAAUAUCUCAUGAUAGUAGAGAAAACAGUUUAGGCAUUGCACAGAGUGUUCCUGUAGAUGUGCCGUCACCAUCACCUCGGUACAGCUGGAUGAUGAGAAGUGUUGACUUGAUUGAUGAGGAUAGUGGGUUAGCAUCAUUGAACUCCAGUGGAAGUUUUCACGCGACCUACCCCUCACCAGGCAGCAGUAGCAGUGGUUGCAAUAGUUUGACGCGAGAAAGGAGGUAUCACCGUGGGCAACAUUUCUCUCUUGAAAGCUGCGGUCGAAGAAAAAGUCAGCAGGAUAUUCUAGGAGAGCAGUUGAUAUCUCCUAAUAGGUCUAAAAAGUGUAAAAUGGCACUUGGAAUUAUCUUUGGUACAAUAGAUGAGAAUAAUUCAGAAGCUAAUAGAUUGUUUGAGAACUUCUUCUUUUCUCACAUUGCGUUAUUUGAGAGUCAUUUAGAAGAGUUAAGACAGAAUGUAGAGAAGGCCUAUUACAGUGGUAAAACUCCACUGUUCCUACAAGCCAUGAUUGAGUCAUUUCAAUGUUUCAAGAGUGAUAUAGCUGACUUGUACACAGCACCUCGUUUACUUGAACCAGUCUGGUUAAACAUGAUGUCAUACAGUAGCUACCGAUAUAUGCUUUGUGAUAAUUUCCUUAAAGAAUUUGUAUUCUUAGUCAACAAAUAUGAAAAUAAAUCCACUAACUUUUUUAUGAGUACCUUGCUAACUGCAGUGCUCUCACAUCAUCUAGCCUGGGUACCUACUGUAAUGCCAGCUGGAGGUUCACCAUCAGCAACAUACCUUGAUAAACAUUCCGCCAAGUGGGUAGACACAUUAGCCAAAUCUCAUCCAUAUAAUCCUCUAUGGGCUCAACUUGGGGAUUUAUAUGGAGCCAUAGGAUUCCCCCUGAAACUUUCUAGAACUGUUAUAGUAGGGAAAAAGGCAGAUAUAGUGAAAAAAAUCCUGUAUAUUCUUAGUUACUUCAUCAGGUGCAGUGACAUUUUAGAAUCUACUGAACACGGUUGCCUGGAAACUUAUCUUGAAAAAUUGAACUUUUCUGCAGAAAGCCCAUGUGAUAGUGACAAAAAUCUUGCUCAUUGUGCACAAACUCCCUCAAAUGAGAGUGAUAAAAUAUUCGAGUCUAGUCCAACCCCGGUGAAUUCCUGUCCAAAAUUUUCAUUUUCAGAAAAGACUGGAGGUGAUUUACCAUCUUUUCCAUCAUUGGGAUUAGAUUCUUUAUUGAACACUUACGAGGUUAAAUCAUCCUCUAGUGGUACAGAAAAAGACUGUAAUAGUAAUAAUCAGGGUAGUGCUGAUAUAUCAGGAAAUGGGAAAACUUGCCCGGCUUGCGAGAGGAAUAGUUAUUCUCAGGAUUACGAGGAAAGCAAUAAGUUCGGUAAAAGUGUGUUCUAUGUAAGUCCUUUAACCUGCUACUGUGAUAAAAGUGAUUCCAGUGUAAUGUCUGACUGUGAGGACAGAGACUCUAGUGAGAAACUUAAAAUGCAGAAAAAGAAAGACAGUUUAAGACUAAGUUUGAAAAUACCAAAUGAAGAAUCUCAAAAUACUCAGAAUUGUAUACAAAACAUGAAUUCCAAUACAACAGGUAGUAAUUUAAUUGAUUCAGAAAAAUGUAGACUGUCAAUGGUAGAAAUUAUUGAAGACGCCAAAGUAGAGAAAGCUGGUCAUAGUAGAAAGGCAGUCGAUACUAAAGUGACCCAUGCUCUUCCCCCACAUUCUGUUGUUGCGGAGGAUAUGAAAAUACCUCAGUACGUGAAUAAAGUCUUGUCACAUGAUGAAAUGAAGUCAAUUUUCAGACAGAAAGGGAGUGAUAGUAUGUUUAAUGAAUAUUUUGAUGAGGAGGGAAUAGUUGCAAAAACAAUCGAUGAAAUCGAUGAAAAAGAUCGUGUUGUUGCUUUACCGACUAACAAGCAACGGAAUCUUUCAGGGGAGACAAGUCAGUAUUGGAAUGAGGAUGAUCCUAAUAAAGCACCAUCUCUCCCAGAUCUCACAGCUGUUAAAACUGAUUCUAGUCACGGCAAAGGUGACAGUGAUAGAUCACAGAGAAAUCGUCUCGGAUCACUAGAUCAGUCGUAUAAACGUAGAAGAUUUUCGUUGUCAAGACAGAUUUCAGAAUCUUCAAACAAGAACUUAACUGGACGCUGCAGGCCUAUAACACCUACAGAGCUUGGAAAGAAAAGACAUAUGUCAUCUAUGAGCAGUUUUGAUUUUGAUUUGAUGGAUCCAAGAGCUUAUUGCCAGGAAUUGCCAUUACCAGUACUGAGUCCAGAAAUAAACUGCAGUAGUCAGAAGGAGGUAGAUAAGAACUUUGGUCGUUCACUUCUAGCUGAUUAUUCUGACCAUUACAUGUCUGACUUUGUGCUUCAUGGAACGUCUGAUAAAAAUUUUCAAGAGAAAAUGGCCAAAGAUAUCAGGAUGGCACUUCAGUAUUCUGUGUUGGAUGAGCCUAUAGGAGAAGCUGUUUGUAUAGUGGCAGACACUGAUAACUGGUCAGUGAAUGUGUACAGCAGUCAGCAUAUAGACAAAGCCGGCAAUGGACCUCUCACAUGUGUAGCAUCACAACUUAUCACAAACUGUAUAGAAUCUGUUGUUAGUAUGGCAAAACUCAAGAUGAGCCCCGAAUUUUGUAUCAUGCAUUUAGAGGACUGUUUUCAAGAAAUUUACUUUAAAAGUAAAAUGAUGGCAGAGUGUUUAAAGAAGAAUAAGAAAGUAGGAGAUUUACUGGCCAUGAAUAGACUGGAGAGGAGUGAUCUCCCUUUACUUGUUGCCAUUUCUGGAACCCACAUGCCUGACUUCCCUCUUGUGUGUCUUUCAUGAUGAAACAUGAUAACAUGCUACAAGAAACAUUGCUAUUAUAGGCAGUAGAUGAAGUGGAUAGUAAGGUCAUAAUAAGUCCUACGUAUUCCAAAGUUGUGUUUUGCGAGGGGAUAUCAAGGAAUACUGAUGACGUCUGCUUUUCAACAUCAGAUCUUGAGAAUGAAAAUCUGAUUAUGAAGAGUAGAUAAAAUGACUUAAAUGGUAUUUAGGUGUGCUAUGAUUGAAGGCUUACAUGUUUAUACAGUCGGAAAGGUCUUUUUACAAGAUGUCUUAGAAGUAUCAUAGUCAUUAUUGGCGUGGAUAGGACAUUUAUAAAAUUUUGACAUUCACAAUAAAAUUAUACUUGUCAUGGUGCUUGCUUGUGGUCAGUGAAAAGGGAAGUAACCUUCAUAACAAAACCAAUGAAGGGAGAGAACUGAUACUGUUGACUAAGGGAAGAUUACUGGUGCUAGAUAUAUUUUCAUAAUACUGGACUUGCAUACAUUAAGAUGUUAGGGUCUGAACCAUAAACUUAUAUCAUCGAAAGCCAAAAAAAAAAAAACUUUAGCCAGAAGUUGAUCAUGAAAACAUAAUGCGAGAGCUAAUCGCAAAACUAUUGUUAGUUCUUCUUUAUUUCAUAAAAGUUUUGCGGUCAACCCUCGUAAUUUAUUAUAAUGGCAGGGUAAGAUUUUUGCCUGUUUAAUAGAGGUUUCAGACUUUAUGUAUAGAAGUGCAGGAGACCCAAAAAAUACGACUUAAGUAUUAUGUUAUUUUUUUGUUGUCAAUACUUGCUGGUGCUAUUAAGUUAAAGCUACAGAGAUUUUAAGUGUAAAACAUUUUGUGGCUUACUUAAGUCAACACAGAUAGAUAUUGCAUUUUACUCACAGUUUUAUGUGUAAACUCUGAAAAAAUUAAUAUGCGUUUAUUAUAUCUUUUUUCUCAGUUUAUUCAUAUAAAACAGGUACAUUAUUGUUCAGUUGGUUAACUCAACUUAGGAUUAUUUUUUUGUUUUACAUUGCUUUGAUAUGAUUUAUUUUGUAGGUAUUUUUCGAUAUAUUUUGAAAAGAAAAUUAUUAACCGAUAUAAGCCUGACCGUUUUCCAGUAUACCGAAAGUGUUUAAAUUAUUUGAGAACUAGUUCUUGUUGUAAUGCUAAUAUAUAUGACCUUGCUUAUGUGACAUGACCUUUAACCUGCUGAAUUUUUUUAAUGAAUUUGCUCAGAUUCUAUUUAUAGAAUUGCCCACUGUCAACCCAGAUACUUAUUAUAGAAUUGUCUAUUUUUGGAAUAUGACAAUAAACCUUUAAAGAUAGUAACCCAGGAUUAUAGAGCCUGGUCAGACUUUGAAGGCAAAUUGUUUAUGGUCCCAGCAGGCUAUUGGUUAAAAACCAAUGUGAAUGAACUUCAUAAAAGGUUUUCUUUGUGACAGUAUCUUAAAAAGCUUUCAGUAUUAUCUGUGAAGUAUUUACCCAAUCAUGUUAUUACAAAAUAGAUCAUACUUUGCUUGUACAGGUGUAUUUGGUAUGUUUCUUUACAUGUUUUGUAACACUCAAAGUGUCUUAAAAAGUGUUUUCAUUAUUAUAUCUGGAUUGAAAUUGUAUCAGUUCUUAGCCAAAGUCUGUAGGGGUGUUUUUAUAUCCUUUUUUUGAAAAAUAUAUUUAUGAAUGUUCAAUAAUUUCAGGAAGAAUGGGUAAUAUGUGUAUACAUUGCUUAGCAGUGUUAAUCAAAGUGUAGCUUAAAUGUUUGUUGUUGUUGUUGGUUUUUUUUUUCAAAAUCACAGCUCAAUUUAUAAAUGUAUUUUGUGUCAGUCCAAAGCAAUAUCCUCAGCUGUUUUGUGUACUGUGUAAACAUCACAAAUUUUAAAAUACUAUAUUUUUUAUUUCAUAUUAAAUAAGUGUUUUUUCAGGUACUUAAAUAUUUUAAAAUCUGAAAUACAUCCAUUUGUAAUAAAUAGCGAUAAUUUCUUAGAAUAUCAUCUUAAUAGUAAUGGCCUUAAUAUAUGCUUUCAUAUAAUAUGCAUUACCUCCCCUGGUACCCAUUUUUGGGGAUCAUAACAUAUCUUAUAUGCUGAAGAUUAGAUGAAAGUCCCUCUUCAUGUAAGCUUUUAAAACCUUUUUAAUGUAGGUUUUGAAAUAAUAUUUUUCUUCACAUUAAAAUCAUCUGUUUACUAAGCUUUUCGCAAGUUAUAUGAGCCGCGUCACAACAAAACCAACAUAAUGGGUUUGCGACCAGCAUGGAUCCAGACCAGCCUGCGCAUCCGCGCAGUCUGAUCAGGAUCCAUGCUGUUCGCUAUCAGUUUCUCUACUUGUUAUAGGGUUUGUACGCGAACAGCAUGGAUCCUGAUCAGACUGCGCGGAUGCACAGGCUGGUCUGGAUCCAUGCUGGUCGCAAACACACUAUGUUAGUUUUGUUGUGACGCGGCUCAUAUGUAUUAAAUAAUGACAUCCCCCGCCCCACCAACUAUAUCUGCAACUUUAGUGAAAGGGAACUGAAGUAAUAAAUGAAAAAGGUCAGAACCAUUUAUAAGUUUUUGUGCUGCUAAUUUUUAAGGUACUAUACAAGUAUCUAUUUCACUCAAGAGCAGGAUUUUUAAAUUUUAGAUGUUUGUUGCAUUAUGGACUAAAAUAUGAAUAUAAAUAAUAUAUCAUCAUUUAUUUAGUUCUGUAACAUAUUGGAACAUUUUUGUUUUUGUUUUUUUAAUAUACAUGAUGUAUAUAUAAAAUUCAAGAAAGGGUCACUACCUUAUUUAUGCCCAUUAAUUUGAUGAAUUUGUCUUUGAAAAUGCCUUACAUUUUUAAAAAGUCUAUUGAGACACUUCUACACUAAGUCUUUAUCAUACAUAGUAUGUGGUCAGAAUUCUUUUUUCAUACACGACUGUAUUCAAAGAGCAGGAAUAAUCUAUUAAAUAAAUCAUACUAACAUUUUACGGUAUUUCACAGGAUUUCACAGGAUUUGAUCUAUGUUUGAAUAUAUAUCGAUUAUAAGGUUGUUUUGUUUUCUGCUUUCAUGCUACAUGUCUUAGCCAUUAUUUUUCAUAUACAAAUAUAAACAUAAGCAGUUUUGUGAUUUGAUGUAAGAGAAAUGUUUUGUAUGUCAGUAAAUCAUGUAGUUUUGAUCGUGUUUACGAGAUGAAUUAAUGUUAUUUAUUUAUAAUAAAUGUGUUUUUGUCAUAGUAGUGCAAUAUAUUGCAAUAAAAAGUCUUGAAUCUGC